This is a messenger RNA of Aspergillus steynii IBT 23096, 8072 nucleotides long. RefSeq names its product putative ubiquitin C-terminal hydrolase. The transcript has 7 exons. Gene Ontology annotation, molecular function: cysteine-type deubiquitinase activity; cysteine-type endopeptidase activity. Gene Ontology annotation, cellular component: nucleus; cytosol. Bases 1 to 7575 code for a protein of 2524 amino acids. The record is from RefSeq and is a predicted model, not a curated record. Lineage: Eukaryota; Fungi; Ascomycota; Eurotiomycetes; Eurotiales; Aspergillaceae. Gene Ontology annotation, biological process: protein deubiquitination.
AUGGCCGCUGCCCCGCUAGAGAGCUCUAGCACCACCCCGCCUGACGUUAAAUCGACCGACUCGACGCGUCCCCCCGGCGAUCCCAUGGAAGAUACCGACCCUCAGUCUACCCGGAAACGUCCCCGUCUUGAUAGUGGAAGUGGCAUUCGGGAGAACUGGUCUGACAAGACCGACGCUGCCCCAAUGUCUGACCAGGCGCCGGGCGCUCCUGCUCCCGGCGAUCACGAAGCUCUUGCCUCGACCCGCCCGCCCAGCAGAGUCACGAUCAACGUGAAAUCCCCUACCACUACAGCCGCCCCGACCGACAGUAUGGCCUCCGUUUCCGCCGCCCCCGAAGAUCCCCCCGUCGCACAACCCGACCCGAGCGCCCCCUCGCACAGCGCCGAAGAUGCGGGGGCCAACGCCUCUAAGGCCAUAUCGUUAUCGUCGUCACCCGCCCAGAGUCCGGAGAUCGAGGUGGCGGAGUUGGAGGACAUGGACCAGGACCCCAACACGUCGAACUGGAAGCCGCUGGGAGACGCGCUGGGAGAGCCCGACGUUGUGCAGCUUCAGGAACAACCUCCGUUGACGGAGACCUUCCCCAAACUCCGUCCUCUUCAAGAUGCACGGGAUAACUUGGAGGAAAUUUGCGCGGUCAUUGAGAAGGGACCUCCCCACGCGACUGUUUUUCUGGCGGCAAAGAAUUGGCUCGACGACGUCGCGAACAAUCUGGACCAGCUUACUUAUGAGGUGGUGAUGGCUGAUCGGGACUUUUGGGAAGAGCUUCCUGGCAUGGUUGAAAGCUUGUUACGCAGAGGACAAGAUCUUCAACCCGACGAAGGCAGCGGGCCUUGGGUCUGUUUCGAAGAGUUCUUCCUCGGUUUUGCUCGCCUCGCGCUUCAUUUCAUUGCAAUGGAUACAUUGGUGUUGAACCAAUUCAUCGAGGACACGGAGCUCCGCGUGGCGACAGAUUUGAUAUCCAAGACCUAUUUGUCGGCAUUGUGUUGGAUGGUCCAGAUCAACCCCAUUCCCUUUUACCGUGCCAUGGUAAAAAUCUAUAGCUCAGAGGUUCCAAACCUUGUGGCGCGCAUCAACGACCAGAUUGCGUCCCCUCCUCUCAAAUAUGUGCAGCGCAUGUCCGAAUUUGCCUCGCGAAUCCUGACUCUGAUCCCGCGAUGGCCCCAGCUCGCAUCUCCCUUGUCGACAGUCGUCACCCUCGUUCAUAAUCUCGUGGAAUCGGGGAAUGAGCGCAGAAAGUUUCAAGCAGACGAUGCUUUAAUCCACUCUACCGCCUAUUUGCGUAUUAUCAGGGACGCCUACAGCAUGAUCCAGCCCAUAGACGAAAAGUACCAGGAUGGAAUAACCAAGAAAUCUCCUUGGGUGACUAGUGAUAUUAGUGACUCGUUGCUUCGCAACAUCGCGGGGGUGUAUCUCACGGCAUCUCUUCGCGUUCCUGACAUCGCGGAGCAGAUGGUCAAAAAUCUCGAACUUGAUCUUCCUGAAACCGCAACGGCUGAGGAUCGCGCUUUCCUCAUAUACUAUUCUUGGAAAUUUGCGGCCCUGAAAAAACACAUCAUGGAUGGUCGUAUGGAACUCAGGGUUCAGGGGGUCGAGACCAUGCAAACAGAGCUUGUCUCGGUGUGGAGGCUGUACAUCCAACGUGAUUCGGCGGGGAUAGAGAAUCCUGUUGUCCAGUACCUCGUGGGAUUUUUGAGAGAAAAUCAGAUGGUCGAGUAUGUCGUGGGCAUCGACUCUCAUCCUCAAUUGAUCAGCAGGAGCGGAAAUAUAGUCGGCUUCUUGGUUGUUACAGGCACGUACGCCGCUUCAGACACGGAUACGAUCUGGACGGCCGUGAGGGAAAGCCCAGACCCGAGAACCGUAUCGGAGAUCUUGGGCAUGCUUACCCGAACGUUUCACAUGCAUCUGUCGCCUUCUCCAGCACUUAUCUACUUGUGCUCGAAACUGCUCGACUUCCCGCUGGCUCGCUUUGAUGCGCGGAUGGUGGAGUUUUGCGAACAGCUGCUCCACCAUAUACGCGAAAAACAUACGGAGAAGCACCAAUUGUUGGACAAGCCGCAUGUCGACGCCAUCCCACUGCGCGUGUGUGUACGCCUGAUCCGCGAGAGCGCUGCGGCUGAAGAUUUCUCCGUGGAACAUAAGGCUUUGUUGCAGAAAUUCGCCAGCUCGCAGCUGCGCUCGUUCAUGAACGUCGGAGUCAGCGACGUGGACAAAAUGGAAACGUAUGAACGGUGCGUCCAGGAUAUUGCCGAGAUGAAUGAGUUUGCGGUGGGAAGUAUCCAGGCGUUGAGCGCACUUCUCCCGAACUACGACUCCCGCGAGAUCCAUCAGCUGGCCACCGAGUUCGAUCUGAUCCGACUGGUAUUUAACGAUAUCGUCCACACGGUGGACCAGAAUGGCACGGACUUUCAAGACUCGUUUUCAAAGACCGCCUUUGUUUCACGCAUCCACCUACUGACCCGCAUAAUCGACCAGGUCGCAGAGCUCAUAACGCCCGACCUUGCAGACUUGCUGUGGCAACAGGUGUUCAUGUCCAACAAGCUCUCACACCAGGGUAGACGCGCUCUAUGGGACUUGCUGUGUGGCUUGACAAAACAAAGCACCAAGCCAAAUCCGUUCGUCGAGCGCUGCAUUCAUGAGUAUCUUCCAGCGCUGUCGCCUAGUGAUUACUUCCCGGAGGUCCUUCUCUUUGCCAAGCAGACCAUCAGUUACGAAGUUCGCUUCAACCCUCCAUCCAUUGCUGGCGAGGGUGAGGUCGUCUCGAUUCCGGGCAUAGACCGGAUAUGGCGCUUUAUUCUGACGGCUCCCCCCGGCUCGAUCGAGACCGACGCGACCAACUUUGCGAUUGAGGUCUACCUGGAUCAUAACAUCAUCCAUCGGUCACCCCGGUCGGCAGUAGAGGCUACUCACAUUGCCUUGGUGGAUCGCUGUGUAGAACAGCUGAAGUCCGCGGCGUCCAGCUUAAAAAAGGCUACACCGUGCAAUGACUCCGCCAAUGAAGUGGGGGAGGUUCGAGCCGAAGAGCAAGGAGACAAAGUUCCUCAAGCGGACCUUCAAGCCGAAGAGCUGAGAUUCAGUCGUUCGCUCCUCUUUCUCCGCCAAUUCCUGCAGGGGCUGCGGAGCCGACCCCAGUACAGCCCCCCGCAAAAUUCGCCUCCAGGGCUACCUGAAAGGCCGGUGAAGGGUGAGCCGAUCAGCCUCCGCUAUCAAGCGUUUGACGGUAGUGCACAGUCCAAAGUUCGUUCCUUGCAGAUUGGGGACCUUUCGACUGCAUCUGAGCUUUACGAUCACUUCGUGCAGCUGACCGGCUUCUCUAAGAUGAAUAUCAUCUUCAGCGGGCGUAGAGUCGAUCUUCUUGUGAAGCCUGAAUUGAGCAUCCGUGAAUUGAAGCUCAAUGCAGGGCUGGUGCUAAUUCGGCGACAUCCGGAUAGUCGGGAGGCUGCAUUGAGAGGUCAGCGCCAGUCCCUGACGUCCGUUGAUUCCGAAGUGCUCAAGCACUUUGACGAUCUUUAUGACCUUCUCAGCCUUCAGGCCCACCUGGCUCGGGAGAUUUACGACUUCCUUAUGGUAUUCCCUCCACAAGAAAGGGUUCUGCAGUUGGUCAAGUCUACCACCAACUCUGAACAAGAGAUGUUCCCUAUGGACAAACCAUAUAGUUUUCUCUACUCAAUUAAUACUCUCAUGAUUUGUCUGAGGGAAGAAAAUCUUGAGUCAUCUCCAAACCAGGCCCUCGUGUCUCAUAGCAUUCGUGUCUUGGUCGCCGCCUUAACACGCUCCGAGAUGUUUGGGUCUCUUGAGAACCAUCCCACAAGACUCAUGUUUGCGACGAAUCUCGUCGAAUGCCUUGUUCAGGCUUUGCUUGUGAGGCUGCCAGAAGCGGAUGAAGCGUCGCCCAUCCCAAGUGCGGUGGCUCUAGUCCAACAAUUGCAAAAUCUGAUAGGUCUUGGGCGAAACUUGAACCCGUCCCAAUGCUCGGCAGAAGCAACGCAAAAAUUAAUCUGCCACUCAUUCACUUGUCUGAUCGAGGGCUCUGCACGCGACCACGCGUUUUGGCAUGUGGUUAAGCAGCAGGUCCAGUUAUCUGAGCUGCUGUUUUCGCUUCUCCUCGAUGAGAGUCGCCAGUCGAUCCGGACAAGUGUGAGAGGGACGAUUAAUGCCGCCUGUAAUUCCUCGAGGCUUUCGAAGAAGCAGGUUAAAUCCUCGGAUACCAGCGCCCCAGAACCACGCAGUGAUUCUCCCAUGGAAAGCCCUGUCAGAUUCGAUAUUUUGGCGACUAUCUGGGACGCUUUUCUGCAAAACCUUCCACAUACCGUGGAGUAUGUGCAGCAGUCCCCGGAGUUCUUUGAAGUGGCCCUUGAAGUAUUUCGCUCGGUUGCGGAGAAAUCCCCUGGUGACCUCAUCUUUAGCGAGUAUCUCAAGCAGUGGAGCGAUAUCAUGUUCAAACAGCCUGUCAAGGAGCUCGUUGGCCGUGAACAGGUAGACCAUGUGAUCUAUGGCUUCAGUCGGCUCAUCAGAAUGUGCCUUGAAGCGGCCAACACACACAGCGUGAGAGUGGACACACUUAAUCUGGCCGAGGACUUGUUCGACAAAUAUCUAUUCCCUGAUCUUUCAUCGACCCCAUCUUCGUACCAGGCCAUUGUUCCUCGGACACCUGUCUUGCACCUGUUCACACGCCAGGAACUAUACAAUGUCCUCGUCUUGCUUUGCGAAUACGAGGAAAAUUACAUCAAGAUCGUGGACCGCCUAGACGAUAUUAUCCCUCAGGGGUACACGUUCUCGCCUAAUUGGGGUUACGACCGCCAAAAGAUGAUCCGGUCACCAGAGGGCUAUGCUGGAUUAAAGAACUUGUCUAACACCUGCUAUAUGAAUUCUCUCUUGAGCCAACUCUUUAUGAAUGUGGGCUUCCGCGACUUUAUGAUGCAGCUCGGCCUCGGGAAUUCGGAGUCGCCACAGAAGCUUUUGGAUGAAACGAAGAAAGUCUUUGGCUAUAUGCAAGAAACAUGGCUUAAGAGUGUCGAUCCGCAAGGCCUUGUGGACUCCAUCUGUACGUAUGACAACGAACCAGUCGACGUCACGGUGCAGAUGGACGUCGACGAGUUUUACAACCUGUUGUUCGACCGGUGGGAGGCCCAGAUCUCGGACCCGCACGACAAGAAAACGUUCCGAUCAUUUUACGGCGGCCAACUCGUGCAGCAAAUCAAAUCCAAGGAGUGCCCUCAUAUCUCGGAACGUCUGGAACCAUUCUCUGCCAUUCAGUGCGACAUCAAGGGCAAGGCAAAUCUCGAGGAAAGUCUCCAAGCGUAUGUGGAAGGAGAGAUCAUGCAAGGAGAUAACAAGUACUCAUGCACCUCCUGUGGGCGACAUGUCGAUGCCGUCAAGCGGGCCUGCUUGAAGGAAGUGCCCGACAACCUCAUCUUCCACCUCAAACGGUUCGAUUUCGAUAUGGUCUCGAUGCUCCGGAGUAAGAUCAACGACGAAUUCCAGUUUCCUGAACGAGUGGAUAUGAGCCCCUUCAAAGUUGAAUACCUCUCUGAGCAAGAUCCUGAAGUGAAAGAGGAUAUCUUUGAGCUGGUCGGUGUUCUAGUCCACAGUGGCACGGCCGAAUCCGGCCACUACUACUCUUAUAUCCGUGAAAGACCGGCUGCUGGCGCUGGGGGGUCGUGGGUGGAGUUCAAUGACUCGGAAGUUAGUCGAUUUGACCCUUCCCGGAUUCCGGACCAAUGCUUUGGAGGCUAUAACGACAACGUCAAUCCCACCGCCAUGGGCCAAGUGCGCUACAACAAAGCCUGGAAUGCGUACAUGCUCUUUUAUCAGCGCGUGUCAGACAUUGAUUCGGCCAGAUCGAGAUACCAGCCCACAAAGGAGCACUCUCCCGUGCGCGUGCAGCUACCGGUGCCGCUUGCGAAUCACAUCACGAUGGAAAAUGAGAUUUUCAUCCGGACAUAUUGUCUUUCAGAGCCGUUUCAUGCUUGCCUUGCCCGGUACUUGCUCACUCGUCUCCACCAGGUCCAGCCUAAUGACGGAGAAACUUCUACCUUAGACCGGAAGGUCGUUUUCAUUUUAAUGGAUACACUGGAGCAGCUGAUAUCGAGAGCGAAAGAGCCACUGGGAUUGGACUAUACCCUGAACGAGGUCGGUCGAGCGAUUGAGGAGAUCCCCCGAACGGCCCAUCGAAUCCUCCAGUGGGUGGUGCAUAGACCGAACGGCAUUCGGAAUCUCUUGAAAAGCCCCCAUGCUGCCGUCCGCAGUUGCUCGGUCAGGAUCUUCAUCUGUGCUCUCUCCAAACUGCAGAGGCUUGGCGACAGUGAUGACGGAGAACCCGAGAGCCUCGAAACCCAGAAGUGGCACAUGCGAUAUUUGGAUGGCUUUGAAAACGUGUUGGCUACGCUCGAAGGAAUUUGGCCGAUGCUUCAUACUAUGUUUCGAGCUUGGGAUGACUACUUCGAAUUCUUGGUGCUCCUUGCUAGUUUUGGGCCCGUGGAGACGGGGAUGGUCCUCAACUACGGUUUCUUGCUGAAGUGUUUGGAAAUCAUGUGGAUUGAUCGAGAGGACACCAAAAAGCUCAAGCGCCAUUACCUCGGCUUUUUCAAACUCCUUGAGAAGGGCCGACGAUUCUCCUACAGAAAACUGAUGGAUCUUCUGGCCGUGUUGCUGGCGCGCAUCGAUUUCGCUGCUCCGCCUACCCCGGAUGAUGAGCGACGGGUUCUUCCGGACGACGUCUAUCAUCUUACCACUUCGGAAAAUAUCCUCAUCCGAUCUCUUGGAAAGCACGACGAGUUAUCCAUCCUGAAAAGGGUCUUCCAGAAUUACAGCAGUCCACCAGCCUGCAGAAGCAUCCUUAGCUUACUGUUGAAUGCGGAACCCCAGGCAGACCUGAUGGAUCCUAUUUGCAAUGUCAUAGAAGAUGGCCUUCGGGUCGCCCCGGCCGACCUUUGCGCGCCAUACCUGGACGCGACCCUGACUUUCUGUCGGUAUUGUCCUGAUGAAGACCGUAUUACCGCCAUGAUCGAGUUCGUUGGAAAGGGGGUCGACUCCAUCAAUGAUCACGGCGGCAAAGAACACCUGGCAUUCUUCACGAGUCUCAUGACCUGCCGCAACGACCGACUUGGCCUCGACGAGAUGUGGUUCCUCUCUCGCCUCAUCGAGAAAAUUCCAGACUGGGUUCCGACGUUGCUUGUGUUCCCGGACAGGGCCGUCAGAACCAUGACGAUGGAGAUACUGCGUCGCAUCCUGUUCACCGGGGAGAACGUAGGCGAGGAAUGGCAGUCAUGCCAUACCCAGGUUGCUAGAGACCUAGUCUCGUCUUGCGCCGAAAAGUUAAGAAAGAUAUACAUGGGUGCUCCGGAAACGGGUCUUGAGGCGAAGCUCGUGGAGACGAUGAAAGCCGUCAUUGAACACUGCUUGGCCACCUAUUUCGACGAAAGUGAGGAGGAUCGGGAUACUGCCAAUCAGGCUCGCAUGUUGAUAGCGGCCGUCGAAGAAUUAGCAGUUGAAGUUCCCGAGGAGCUAGGAUCAGAGGAAUGGGAAGAUAAUUCUGUCGUGAGCGAUUCGGAAAUGGGGAUGGCGGGCUCUCCCUAGAUGAAAACAAACCUGCCGGGCAUUCUACAAACCGAAAAGCAGAGAAACCAGACGCCGUGAUUGUAUCACAUAUGAGAAACGACUUGAUGAUGAAUAUUCCCUCUUAUCUGUUAUUUGUUGGCUGUGCCCAGUUCUGCAUCGGUCGGCGUUUCCGUUGCCUCUCCCAUUCUGUUAGACAUGGGGUUGGUUCUGUUCGGGUGAAUCUUGUGUAUUCAAGAGUUUGAUUACUUGCAAUGUUUUCCUUUCUUUUAUUCGCAGUCCUAGUGCUGUCACAUGGCACUUGUGUCAUGGAUAUUACUCGCGCUGCCCUGCUCCCUUGUGCAUUGACAGCCUUAUCGACGUUCUGCACGUUUUCACACUGAGGUCCAAAUGGCAGUCAACACUUCUGAUGGAACACAACACCAAUAGAAGGCUACCCGCUGUGGCGAAGCAGGACUUUACUCAAUAGAUUGAUUGAUUGAUUUGAAGCGUUAUUUUCAUAGUUAUAAUACAGGAUG